AUGUCGGUGCCCUUCAUCGGUAUCUCGCGUCGGGUGUACCAUCAGUAUCCCAUAUCGUGUCGGACAUUCUCGGACUCGGACCUUCGCGCGCACAAGGCACUGGUCAUUCUUGGCAAUCUACUGGAUGAGUCCAGCUGGCAGUCUGCACUGCGUCCCUUGAACCACCAAGAUAUACACUCGAUGUCCAACUUACUCUGGGGAGAAUCGGAAGGCAGAUGGAAACUCUCGUGGAUCUGGAACAUGCGGGGCACUGGUGGAAGCGAAAAGGACAACAAUGGAGCUCUAGAAGAUAUGAGGAUUGAGUGGUGCAAGGCAAGAGCUUGUGCAAUGCGAUGGGAGGAGGAGGUGGAACUCCUUCGCGAAGAAAUGUGUCGCAUAGGAGCAUUCCUGAGGUGGGAAGCGGGGCGCUGGGAUGCAAGGCGUGAUGAGGCUAUGCCAGCCGACAUGGAGCAUGAGGACAGGAUGGGUCUGGGGAAUAUAUGUCGGGGGGACGCAUUCAAAAGACGGUGGGAGUGUGCAGCACCGGGGGAUGCAUCAGAAAAAUGGCAGGAAUAUGCAGCAUUGGGGAAUGUACCAGAAAAUGGCGGGGAUGCAUCAGCAUGA
This is a messenger RNA of Suillus subalutaceus, 603 nucleotides long. RefSeq lists its product as uncharacterized. The record is from RefSeq and is a predicted model, not a curated record. Bases 1 to 603 code for a protein of 200 amino acids. The transcript is spliced from 5 exons. NCBI's taxonomy places the organism in Eukaryota, Fungi, Basidiomycota, Agaricomycetes, Boletales, Suillaceae.